Molecule: messenger RNA, 1218 nt
Organism: Fusarium coffeatum
Lineage: Eukaryota; Fungi; Ascomycota; Sordariomycetes; Hypocreales; Nectriaceae
Exons: 2
Coding region: 1-1218 (405 amino acids)
Source: RefSeq, a predicted model, not a curated record
AUGGCCCCCAAAACACCAAACUCAAACGGCACGCCCAUCUUCUCAACCUCCAUCUUCUCCAACGCCGCCUCCCGACCAACAACCCGCGAAGGCCAAUCCGUCGACCCUCUCCUCGUCCCCAAAGACCGCAAAGCAUCCUUCUCGCGCAAAGCUUCCCUGGGUAGCAGACGCGGAAGUUCCUUUGGCAACGGUCCUAACGCUUACGUUACGGAUGCUACCGCGCCGCCUGCUCUGCCGGAGUACGCGCUGAGUGCUGCUGCGAAAGUUGCUAGACCGAGUGAUAGUGAGGCUUCACAGACUACGCCUACGGAUAUGUUGAGUCGAAGUGCGACGGGGUCGACGACGCUGCAUGGUGUGCCGAGUACGCCGUUGGGGUUUAUGCCGAAUGGAGCUGUUGGGACGGCGGGAAUGUGGCAGCAGAAUGAAGCAAGUAUUAUGUAUCAUCAUGUUACGGAGCUUGCGAAUAAGCGCAUAGCGACGUUGGAAUAUUUACGGAAAGCCCACGAAGGCCGUAUAUACUGGUUCAAGACAUAUCUCUUCGAAAAACCCGACCUCGGUCGAAUGCCCUCCCUCGACGCCCGCAAACUCGGCCGCAAAGCAACAAACCUCCUCCUCCUCGGCUUAUCCCUCCCUACAAUCGUCGACUUAUACUCCUCCACAUCGAUCGAAUUCCUCCGAAGUUUAAACUCCCUCCUCUCCGAGUUCGAUUCCUUCCAACAACUCCACGGCGACUCUUCCACCGCUGCAUCACUCACCCGCGCUCGUCUCCCCAGCAUGUUCCGACGUCCAGGUGGUAAAUCGCGCCGCUCGACAUCCGCGGCUGAUAUGCAUCCCAUCGUGGACGAUAUGGCGCCCAUGCCAGCUGCCGGCGGACCUACACCUUCUGUUAUGAACUUUGCAGCGUCAGAGACGGAUCUUCUUCCAGGUGAAGAGUACACAUACUUGCUUACGCCGUCACUACCGUUUGAUCCGGAUUAUUUCGAGACGUUUGCGACGCUGUGCGAUGUUUUGAUCGAUGCGUAUACAAGAUUCUUAGCACUGGUUCCCUCGCCGAAGGAUUGUUCUGCGCCUGUCGCUGAGCUUUUUACAAAAGCGGAUUCGCGGGUGCGGAAGAUCAUAGUUCAAGGCUUGGUACGGGAUUUUGAGGAACAUAGUCGAAGUCAUGUCAAGACGGAGGUUGCUAGUAUUGGAAAGAUCGUUCUGGGAGGGUUAAUGUAA